Molecule: messenger RNA, 2127 nt
Organism: Macrosiphum euphorbiae (potato aphid)
Lineage: Eukaryota; Metazoa; Arthropoda; Insecta; Hemiptera; Aphididae
Source: the annotation of a GenBank genome assembly
AUGGAACCACCCGUAAAUAACUUGAAAUUUCCAAAAUCCGUUUGGUUUGUCGUAUGUAAUGAAAUGUGUGAAAGGUUUAACUACUCUGGACUUAGAACUAUUCUAGUGUUAUAUCUGUCAACGAUAUUAAAUUAUACCGACGAUAAGUCGACCAUGAUCUAUCAUGGCUUUAUAUUUUUAUCAUAUUUCAUGCCAUUGUUCGGUGCCAUAUUGGCCGACUCUUACUGGGGAAAAUUUAAAACUAUAAUACGACUGUCAAUAGUUUAUGCCCUGGGAAACGUCAUCCUCACUGGAGCUUCGAUGGCCAACAGUUUCAGUCUCGAUAGUCAAAGAUUCAUUUCCAUCGUCGGUCUAAUAUGUAUUGCGAUAGGAACAGGUGGCAUAAAACCGUGCUGUUACACGUUUGGCGGCGAACAAUUCCAAUUACCGGAGCAACAAGAUCAACUUUCCCAAUUUUUCAGCAGAUUCCUAACAUCCAUUUACAUUGGGUCGUUGAUAUCUACGUUUUUAGCACCCGAGCUAAGGAAAAGCGCACAGUGCUUUGGCAGGGACUCGUGUUUUCCGCUGUCGUUUGGCUUAUCAUCACUGCUAAUGAUAACUGCCAUAGUUGUUUUUAUCCUCGGAAGAAAACUGUACGUGAAAAGGAAACCGGAGAAACAUGUAAUCUUCAAGACUUUUGGGUGCAUAUUUUACGGUGUUCGUAAAAGUAUCUUUUCGUCGACUUCCAACGAGGCUCAUUGGAUGGAUAUCGCCACCAAAAAGUACUCUAAAACCGAAGUGUCUGACACGAAGGCGGCGCUGGAAGUGCUAUACACUUUUAUCGCUUAUCCGGUGUUUUGGGCACUCUACGAACAACAGGGUUCACGGUGGACGUUACAAGCGACUUUGAUGGACGGCAAGUUGAGUGGCAUCGGUUGGGAGAUCAAACCCGACCAGAUGCAGACCAUUCACCCACUUCUCGCGCUCUUGUUGAUCCUGUCGUUCGACCGAGUUCUGUACCCUUUUCUGGCGAUUUUCGGCAUACGGCGAUAUCUGCAAAAGCUCAUUUUCGGCACUUCCAUGGCUACAGUGGCCUUUCUGCUCACCGCCGUUCUCCAGUAUAAAAUAUUCGGCGACAGCACUGUGAUACCGACUGCCGAAGGACAGUUUGUUGUAUAUAACGGCUUCAAUUGUAACGCUCGUUUGUUAAGUUCGUCAUUGCAGUUCGUGGGCAACAACGAUAUCGAUCCUCUGGGCUCAGCCAAAUUCAAGUACACUCCAAGUUCCGACGAAGGCGUCGUGAACAUAAAGCUGAAAUUGAACGAAUCGUGCGAUGCGUACGUAAACUACCACAAUCUGGAUACGGACGUGACUGUAUCGAGAGGAGAGUCAAUAUCAUAUUUUCUAACAUCCAGUAAUGCAAAUAAAGAACUAAAUUUACGACGAAUCAAUCAUUACGACGAUUUCACCAAGCCUAGAAAUGGCCAUCCAAGUUUAAGAAUCAUAAUUGGCGAUGAUAUCGAGAAGGACGGAUCUCUUGCUCUUGUGAACGCCGAGAAAAAUUACUUGUCGUAUAACAUAUCUUCGUUUACAAACGAAAAUUUCAUACAGGUGGCUUUCGGAAACUAUAAUUUAGUAAACGGUGAAGGACGGAUCUCUUCGAAUAUAAAUCUCAUGCCAGCGACGAUAUAUACACUCGUCAUACGACGCAACGACGGCGACAGCCACAGCCUGGAAUCGAAAUUGUACUCUACGGACGAAGGCAACUACUUACACAUUUUAUGGCAGACACCGCAGUACGUGUGUAUGAUUAUCGGGGACGUGAUUUUUAUAGCCACGACGAUUGAAUUUACGUUUACCCAAGCACCGCCCAGAAUAAAAUCAUUCAUAUCAGCCUGUUUCUCGAUGACCCAUUCGAUCGGAAAUCUACUGGUCGUCAUUGUUUCAGCUUUGUCCUUUCGCAAACAAGUACAUGAAUAUCUAUUUUACUCCGGACUUAUGCUGGCAGACACGUUGUUAUUGGCUUAUUUGAGUUAUAAUUACAAGUACAAAGUUUUCAGACAACGGUUAAACGAUAACAACGACGACCAAGACGACGACGAUAACGUUAUGAUAAAUCAAAUUGAACUUAAACUUGAUGGGAAAUGA